This is a messenger RNA of Diorhabda carinulata, 1780 nucleotides long. Its product is annotated as peptidoglycan-recognition protein LC-like. The coding region runs from base 495 to 1685 and encodes 396 amino acids. Gene Ontology annotation, biological process: peptidoglycan catabolic process. Gene Ontology annotation, molecular function: zinc ion binding; N-acetylmuramoyl-L-alanine amidase activity. Lineage: Eukaryota; Metazoa; Arthropoda; Insecta; Coleoptera; Chrysomelidae. The record is from RefSeq and is a predicted model, not a curated record. The transcript has 4 exons.
UGCAAGAUCGAUAAGACACAAGGUCGAGUUAACUUUUUCAUUGCAGUUUAGAAUCAUAGAUGAAUUUGUUAGCAUAAAUAGAAUAUCUAGACUUUUUUACACAAGAAAUUAUACGAAGAAUUAAAAAAAAAAGUUGUAUUUAAUAUAAUUAGAGAAUACAAUAAACGUUUUGGAAAUGUUAAUUUGCGUAUACAAAACCUGGACGCCUUGGUAUCUCGAUGGCCAUGACAGAUAAAGAAAAAUCAAUUAAACAAUAAAAAUAAAUCGUAAUUAUGCUUCAGUACGACAUCGGGCUUAUCUUUUAUUGUCAUAUUAAAUGUGAUUACUACGAAAACAUUAAUUUGUGAGAAGCUCUCAUACCAACAUCGUUGCCGCUAAGGAAAAAUCGUCAUCAACCUGAUCGCUAUUUACCAGUCAUAUACAGAAGUUAAUAAUGAUAAUACGUUGUGCGAAAAAUGUGAAAUUAUAAAUACAAAAGUGUGUGUAUAAAACAAAUGGUUGGAUUGGAAGUAAUGCCGUAUGUUAUUUCGUCUAAAUCGAAUUCUAAUUUCCAAGAUGGCGGCCUCGAAGUGCAUAACAAACAAAUUCAUCAGGUGGAGUGUGUUAGUUUAUCCACAACGGAAGAAUCGUUUAGAGAAGAAGACGAAAGUGACGAUGAAUACGAUAACGCCGUUGUCGUCAAGGACGAAUUAAACGUACCCAAUUUCGGUAGUGUAAACGUAGUGAAUUCGAAUGACGUACAUUUCGGUAAUAAAACAGUUUACAAAGGACCAGUCACUAUAAAACAAUUCGUCUAUCCCAAAAGUGAUUUAAACAACGAUGUUAUUGGUUUAAACGGUAUCUUACAAACGGAUUGCGGUGUUGCCAAUGAAGCUUUCCAAAAUGAUCGAGAAGUCUCGACGUCGGAACGUAAAUUACAGGAGAGAGUACAAGAGAAUGAAAUUACAGCUACGAGUCGUUUAAAUAAAGGUGCGGAAUGGAUUAAAACGUUUCCCAAAAACACUAUUUUCUUUACGGUACUCAUAUUGGUGUCCAUUACAAUAAUUUCAGCUAUCCUAAUAUGGAAAUAUCAAGUAAAAUCUAUUCCUUUAGAUAAUAGAGUUAACGUUGUGGAAGAAGAAGACAAAGAUCAACCAAUCGAUUACCAAUCAGACGGAUACGCGGCCAUAAGUAAAAAAGUCCGAAUAGUUUCCCGACUGGGGUGGUUGGCGCAACCCCCUUCUGUACCCAUAGAUAAACUAACCACACCGGUCUCGUUGAUCAUUAUCCAACAUACGGCCACCGAAUCUUGUAGUUCUCAAGCCCAGUGCGUUUUCCAGACGCGUACGAUACAAACUUUCCACAUGGAAAGCAAAUCCUGGAGCGAUAUAGCCUACAAUUUCCUCAUAGGCGGCGACGGGGCCGUUUACGAAGGCAGAGGUUGGACUAAAGUUGGAGCUCAUACGUACGCUUACAAUUCCAUCAGUCUCGGUAUCGGAUUCAUCGGUACUUUCAACGCGGAAGUACCCAAUGAAAAAAUGAUAAACGCUUUCAAUAAUCUAGCCGAUUUGGGAGUCAGAUUGGGAUACUUAACGAAGAAUUACAAAAUAUUGGCUGCUAGGCAGCUUUCUGGAACGGAAAGUCCUGGAAAGGCGUUUUACGACGUCAUCAAGACUUGGACACAUUGGACUAAUAAACUGAGUUGAACACAAUUGGACAAAUUAUGAAAAAUAUCUCGAUAUUCGCGAAUAUAAAGUGUAAAAUGAUUUAUUUUUGAAUCAAAUAAAUGAAUAAUCGAAAA